Brassica rapa (field mustard) is the source of this 2798-nucleotide messenger RNA. RefSeq lists its product as uncharacterized. The record is from RefSeq and is a predicted model, not a curated record. Lineage: Eukaryota; Viridiplantae; Streptophyta; Magnoliopsida; Brassicales; Brassicaceae.
CCCGUAUGAUACGGGUUCAAGUGACGUGGCAAGAGAUGAUUGGAAGCGCGUUUUUGUGUUGACGAAGUCGAGACACGGGGUCUGUGCAAACCAAAUUCAUUUGUUCUCUUUCCUAGGGUUUGUUUCUCUCAAAGGCGAUUGCGCGAGCGACGGUGACGCCAUUCCAUUUCUCCAUUUCCUCGACGUAUUUCUCCAUCUAAUCAACCAUUUCCUCCACGAGCUAAGAUGGAUCCCGCAGCUGAGAGAAGAGACAGAAAGAGCCAAAAGGACUACAUCAACAUGCUAGGAUACGUUGCCGAUUCGGAAUAUGGGAUUCCGACAAGGUGUCCGUGUGGUGGGAGAAUAAUAGACGAGGUCCGGAAGAAGGAGGAGUACGACACUCUUCCUGGCAAGCGGUUCUUCACUUGCACAAACUACGAGGCUGAUGGGUUCCAUUAUCGUCAGGCAUGGGUGGUUGGGGUCCAGGAGGAGAUCCAACGGCUGUCUAAGCGGGUGGAGGAAGCUGAGCAGGUGAUCAACGGGGUGCCUGAGCUCAAUUAUCAGAUUGACAGACUGGAGUCACAGGUUAAAAUCCUGACGGUUCAUGUUGAUAACCUCCAUGUUCAGGUCACUGACAUGGAGAAGUUGGAAUGUCUGAGUAAGCGGUUACAGGAGGCUGAGGAGAUGGUAAAGGUGGUGCCGGAUCUCAAUAAAAAGAUUGCUUCACUGGAGGUAAGUGAAUCAAAAUUAGGUAGUUUAAUACUUGUAAAGCUACUCACUAACACUCUCUUAUUGGCGUUUGAAUGUGCAGGGACAGGUUGAAUUCCUCACUGGCCAGGUUGAUAACCUCACAUCCGAUGUGGAAACCCUGGAGAAGCUGUGUUUCCAUUGAAACCCAAAGGUACACUAAUGCUCACUUCAUGUUUUUGAAAGUCAAUACUAUACUUAAGUGAACUAGAACUAGUUUGGUAAAGUACUGUGAACUAGAACUAGAACAUAAUUGGCUCGGUUUAAUUAGAAUUAUAACUAGACCUAUAACUAUAACUAGAACUAGUACUAGAACUAGAACUAGAACUAGAACUAGAACUUAAUUCCUUUAAUUCUGUGUUGGUGUUGGUUGGUCGCUGUGAUGAAUGGUCGAACUCAUUAACUUAUCUUCCUUUCAAUAAACUGAUUUGAUGUGUAAUGAAUGCUCUGUGUGAAUGUUGUUGUGUAAUUAACUAUGUGAUUAAAAAACUAGUUUAAAAAGAUAGGAAAACCCACACAAACAUAAAAACACCAACAAACAAAAACCAAAAUGGAUCCUUUUCCCCACAACUCCCACGGGUUUGUAAACCUAUUAUCUCCACAGAGCAGUCAAACAAUUGACUUAGCGUCUGCUGAGAUGCCUAGGUUUAGUAGCCAGCAGUCUGAUGUUCCUAAACCAGUGGAAAGGAAAAGGUGGACAGCACAAGAAGAUAUUGUGCUCAUCAGUGCUUGGUUGAACACGAGCAAGGAUCCAAUAGUUAGUAAUCAGCAGAAGGCGGGGUCGUUUUGGAAGAGGAUAGAGGAGUAUUUCAACGCAAGCGCUAAGUUAAGUGGCUUUGCUGAGAGAGAGUGGGGCCAGUGUAAGCAGAGGUGGGGACGGGUGAAUGAGCAGGUGUGUAAGCCUAAGCUCUGAAGUUCCAUACUUUCAGCAAAGAAGAAAUGGGCACGGAAGGUACGGGCUAUCUGCACUCCAAAAGUGUACGGCGGCUAUACGUAUGCUGGCAUAUGGUCAAUCGGGAGAUACGUAUGACGAAUAUCUCCGACUUGGAGAAAGUACUGCACGUUUAUGUUUGGAAAAUUUCACUGAUGGGAUAAUGGAAUUGUUUGGAGAAGAGUAUCUGAGAAGACCCACACCCGAUGAUCUUCAACAUUUACUCGAUAUUGGAGAGGUACGCGGUUUUCCAGGGAUGAUAGGCAGCAUCGAUUGUAUGCAUUGGGAGUGGAAAAACUGUCCUACGGCUUGGAGAGGACAAUACACACGUGGUUCAGGAAAGCCGACAAUUGUCUUAGAAGCUGUGGCAUCUCAGGAUCUGUGGAUAUGGCACGCAUUUUUCGGCUUACCAGGUACUCUCAACGAUAUCAAUGUUCUUGAUCGCUCUCCUGUUUUCAGUGACAUUUUAGAGGGUCGAGCACCUAAAGUUAAUUUCAAGGUCAACAACCACACUUAUCGUAUGGCGUACUACCUUACUGACGGAAUUUAUCCGAAUUGGGCAACAUUUAUCCAAUCCAUCUCGCUUCCUCAAGGUCCUAAAGCAGAGCUAUUUGCUCACCGUCAAGAAUCCACCAGAAAAGAUGUUGAACGGGCUUUUGGAGUAUUGCAAUCAAGGUUUGCAAUAGUUAAAAACCCUGCUCUACUUUGGGACAAGGUUAAGAUAGGAAAGAUUAUGAGAACUUGUGUCAUUUUGCACAAUAUGAUAGUAGAGAACGAACGAAGCGGAUACGCUCAAAUUGAUACAUCUGAGUUUGAGUCAGGGGAGUCGAGCAGGAGUUCCCAGGUGCAAAGGACAACAAGUAUGAAUAUCGGUAAUAUGCGUGGCAUUCGCAAUGAAGUUCGGGAUUCACAGAUACAUGAUCGUUUGAAAGCUGAUUUAGUUGAAAAUGUAUGGCAAAAGUUUGGUAAUGUCGAUGAAUAAUAUUUGUAUGUUCUUGAAUUUUCAAUGUUUUCAAUAAAAUGUUUUCAAAAAAAAAAAUGUGUGUUAUGAAUUAUCAUUGUAUUGAAUAAAAUUGUUUUUAGAACUUUUUAUAAAUAUAUCUUAUUAAUGAAUUCUCAAUAUGCAAACUUAAAAAAAAAA